This is a messenger RNA of Vitrella brassicaformis, 1886 nucleotides long. Lineage: Eukaryota; Vitrellaceae. The record is from the annotation of a GenBank genome assembly.
ACCGACCUGUAUGACAAAUUGCUUUGUACGAGUCCAUAAACAUGACUCAGAGGCAUUGCUAUAUCCCCGAAUGACCUCUGAAGGCGCCAAAACAAUAGAGCAGAGGAGCGCCACGAGUGAUGCUCACGCAGAUGUGACAUUCUUCUCAAGCUGGGUGGGUGGGUGAGAAUGGAAUGGAGAGAGAAAGAGGUGCAGGCAGGAUGCCAGCAGGGAGCCACGCAGGCUGGGAGUAGGAUAGAUAGUCUUCACGGAGGCGUUGAGUGAAUGAGUUGUGUGCACGCUGCUCUCUCUUCUCUCUCUCCUCACUGAGCGUUCCGCUGUGUGUGUGUUGGUGUGUGCAGUUCUGCCCUUACGCCCAGCGGGCCUGGAUAGCACUCGAAGAGAAAGGCGUCGCUUAUAAGUGUACCUAAGGGGAUGACUGAGAGAGGCUAUGAUGAGCGACGCCUCUCUCUCUCCCCCCGUUUGUCUGACGUGUGUGUGCAGAUGUGGAGAUCAAUCCCUAUGAGAUUGGUGCUGAUGGCGACACCAAGAGGGCCCUCUCCCUCGAGGUGUGCAAAAGACAGAUGCAUGGAUGCAUGGAUGAAUGAUGAAUGGGAAAGCUGGUCAUCGCACAGCAAAAGCGGGAACGCUACCCCGAGUUUGUGCGGUGCUCUCCGCGCGGCCUGGUGCCGGCUCUCAACCACGGCAAGCCCGUAUGGGAAUCAUUGGUCGGUCGGUCGAUCAAAGGGAGCGGACGGACACCUAUCUACCACACGUGCACUCGGCCCUUUUCUGUGUGUGUACUGUGUUGUGUUGUGUUGUGUGUAUGCAGGUGGCGGCCGAGUACAUUGACGAGGCGUUCGAUGGUCCACCUUUGAUGCCUAGUCAUCCGCACGAGAGGGCACUGGUGCGGAUAUGGAUGGCCCACUGCAACGAUCGGGUCAUCCCACACUACUACAAGGCCCUGAUGGCCGAGACGGAGGAGGGGCGCCAGGCGGCCAGAGACAACUUCAUCAACGGUGCGUGCGGUGCGAGGGAGGGAGGGAGCCAAGACAGGCGAGUCCAUCGCCGAUGCGCAUGAUGCAUGUAGAUCGCGUUGAUUGCUGUCGGCAUGGUCAGGUCUCUAUGAGCUGGGCUCUUUCAUGCACUCCCUCUCCCCCUCUGGCGGGUGUUUCCUGGGCGGCGACCGCUUCUCACUUAUGGACAUCGCUCUCGCGCCCUGGUGGCAGCGGGCAGCUGUGGUGCUCAGGCACUACCGAGGAUUCAAGGUGAGAAGAUGGAGUGGGCUCAUGUAGGCGGCCCUUUUGUGAUGGCUGCAUUUGUGCGCAUCAAUCAGUUCCCGGAGGAUGGUCCGGUGUGGCAGCGGCUGCACAGCUGGUUCGAUGCCGUGGCCGGACGACCGUCAUACCAACGGUAUGUAUGUCGAAGAGCAGAGCCGCUUGGGUGCAGGACGGAGGAGCCAGCUGGAUUGUCUGUUUGGUUGCGUUGCCGUGUUGUGUUGUGUUGUGUUGUGUUGUCAGGACGGUGGUGAGUCCAGAGGAGCUGAUCAGGAACUAUGCCGGGUGAGUGAGUGCAUGGCAUGUUGGUUGCUCCCUGCCUACCCUCGUGUGCUUAACCGUGUGAUGCAACGCAGGUAUGCUGACAACUCAGCUACAUCCGAUGCAGCCAAGAAGUUCCGCGACAGCUGACUUAGCCGAUGCAACGACCCGUAGUUGUCUAUCCAGUGUCGUGUUCGAGUGGUUUGUCGUGCCUCUCUCUUCUUGUAGGUAGAGAUGUGCAGUUGGUUAGUGUGUCAGUGUAGGUCAGAGAGCAUGGUUGUGUUGCACACUCACCUCACGCACAGCACCCGUGCGCUACGCAAGACCGUGCUUCAUGUCAUGUGACAUGUACAGUCUCAAGAAGAUGAG